AUGGAAGGAGAAGCCCCUGUUGCUAAAGCUGUAAUAGCAUGUGAACGUUGUCGAGCCAAAAAGAGAAAAUGCUGUGGUACGAAGCCCACGUGCUCAAAUUGUCAGAGGGCCAUUUCCAGGAAUGUUGCAAGCGCAUGUGUGUAUCCAGAAGCACCUAGAAAGCGAGGACCAAAGAAGGGAUAUCGAGAAGAUAUCAAUCGUAAACUCAGCGCCUUGGAAGCCUUGAUCAAACCUCUACAAACUGGAGAACUGCAAGGGAAAGAAUUAAAUGAAGUCCUUGAAGCUUUAAAAGCUACAGCAGGACGAAACACCACUGCUUCAUAUGAAGACGACGAUGAAGACCAAGCUCCACCACAGAAACGACAACGAAGACCAGAAUCAAGCGGUGGUCCUUUACGAUCAAAUCAGCAAGUCAUGUAUGAUGAUGAAGAGGGGGAAGAUGCUGAACCACAGAUGGUGUCUGCCGCGAACGUCUUGGAGAUGAUGCUACUUGAUAGUCCAGGAUCGCCUGGUAAUAGUGGUAAUAUGAUGACACGACAAUCUUCUGCGUCUUCAUGGGUCAAUCAAUCUAACGUAUUGGAAUCCAUGUUUGCCCCACCUAGUGCACCUAUAUUUACCAACCUAUCAUCAAUUCGUAUCGACGAGCAGACCUAUGCAAGUUUAGGAUUGUCGCAGGACUUUUUCAACAUGGUCAACGCUCCCACACCAACGACAUAUCCAAGCAUACGUGAAAUCUCUGGAGGGAAUGGAGGACAGCUUUCUCCUUUAGAGCUUCACCUUGUCCAAGUAUACUUUACUUACGCCCAUGGCGUGCUUCCACUCUUUCACGAAAAGGAGUUCUUCAGUGAGCUAGCUCCAAUCAACAAGCAUCCUUCUUACCUGUUGAAUGUGAUUUAUGCUAUGGGCGCCUUGUAUUCGCGACACCCAGCACUGUACUCUGAGUAUCAAUCACCGACAAGAGCUUCUGAAAUAUUCUAUGGUCGAGCAGUAGAAGCUAUUGAUCCUGAACGUGGGGGUCCAAAAGAAGGUGCAUCACUCAUUCAGACUCAGUUGCUAUUGGGUGUAUUUGACUACGGUGCUCUACAAAGUGCUCGAGCCUUCAUGUGGACUGGAAUGGCAUUCCGUAUCGCCAUCAAGUGUAAUAUGAUGCACGCAGACGAUUGGCGUGUGGCAUCUUCAGAUCUCUAUCAUUUCUCUGCAUGGAAGAAAGAAACGGCCAGUAUUGAUGCUGAAACUCGGCGACGUAUAUUCAUUUCGUGUAUGAAAAUUGAUGCGUUUGCGAGUAUGAUUUCAGGCGGAUUGCCAUUUUCCAUAGACGAGACCGAGUGUCGUCCCUUGUUGGCAGCUUCAGACGAAAGGGAACGUCGAGAAACGCUUCAUGGCGUCCCAGGAAUAGCCGACGAUGAACCAUGGAGGAGUUUCUUGGCAGGUCGACCCAUGAACACCGUGUUUGAUGCAAAACCGCCACUGUCGUCUCUCACAGAAGAUCCAAACGGCGUUGGCCAUCUUAUCUCAUCACCAUCAUACUCAAUCCAUAUGUGGGAAUUGUCAGUGAUCAGUCGGCAAGUGGGGCGCUACGUGCGUCAAUUGAGUCAUCAUAGUCCAAUAGAUAACAGAAACCUGUCACCAUCCAUGAGUACCGUGAUGAGCUUGCUUCCACCAACGCCAGACGGCGUCACUCUGUAUAAUGCCAUGCUUCGUUGGAGGGCUACGUUACCCCCUGAAUACAGAGUAUGGGAUAGUCUAGAAUUCUUUACUGGAGACACCGAAAUACCAUUACCACAUCCUAGCUCAUCCCCAGCCUGGACUCGAAACGCAUCGCUGAUAUUCAACGAAUUCUUCUUCUUGGCUACUCUAUCCAUGCUACAUCAACCCACCAUUACAAACACUAGCCGAAUCUAUCCCGUCCAAUACGGAAAAGAUUCGGCGUAUUUAUCAUCGGCAGGAGUACUCAUAGCAUGCCAUAAGAUUCUUGUAUAUGUUAUUAGGUCCGUGCACGCAGUUGAAGGAAUCAUGAUGCCGUUCUCACCAGACGACUCGAUCACAGCCCGAGACAUUCCAAUAUCAGCACUUUAUCCGCCACCACCAUCCCAAUGCGCUGACAACCCUAUUAUGUCAUUCACCGUGUAUUCAAUCUGUGCUAUAAACCUAGCAUAUGUUUCAUCAAAUCCAAUCUAUAGAGGCAAGCAAAUGGAGUUUGUCAAUGACAUUAAGACUGUGAUUAUCCCCUACUUGGAAAACCUGUCACGAAUCUGGCCCGUCUCGGCAACAUACUCGGCUAGAUUGAAGAAACUCCUCGAAACACUCACUACAACAACUGGUAGUGGAACCGUCACAAAUUACGCUGCACCUGAUCUAUGUCCCAGCAGAGACGUAGCACAGCAACCGGAUUCGACUUAUGAUAUGUCAUCCUCUUCCGGUAGCAGUACUACUGAGACUCCAGGCUCUCACAGAUCAACUUCCCCAAUGCACUCGCCAAUGAACUCUGGUGUAGCAAAUAUGAAUAUAGGAGGUGAUGCAGUAAAUCAAGGUUACUCGAAUCUGCCCAGUCCAUAUUCCUUCUUGAACAACUCUCCAGCACCGCAAUAA
This is a messenger RNA of Synchytrium microbalum, 2589 nucleotides long. RefSeq lists its product as uncharacterized. Gene Ontology annotation, cellular component: nucleus. Gene Ontology annotation, biological process: DNA-templated transcription; regulation of DNA-templated transcription. Gene Ontology annotation, molecular function: DNA-binding transcription factor activity, RNA polymerase II-specific; DNA binding; zinc ion binding. The record is from RefSeq and is a predicted model, not a curated record. Lineage: Eukaryota; Fungi; Chytridiomycota; Chytridiomycetes; Synchytriales; Synchytriaceae. The transcript has 9 exons. The coding region runs from base 1 to 2589 and encodes 862 amino acids.